AGUGGAGUGGAACAGUUAUUCCAAGGAGACCACAAGUGUCUCCUUCUUUCUUCUCUCCCAGUCAACCCACUCUCCUCUAGAUUAUCUCCACAAAACUGUAUUAGUGGUGCUUCAGUUUACUCUUCCAUGAUCCUCCAUCACCUUUUGCUCAUUACUACAUCUUCUCUUUGUGUCCACAACAAGCUUCUUAUUCAUCAGACACUGCUAUCAAGUUUUAGAUAUGUUUGACAUACUCUUCGGUUGGUCCAAAGCUUCAAAAUGUAAGAAGGCUAUCAAAAGAGCAAGGUGCAGGCUCAGGAUACUCAAGAACAAGAGGCAGGCAAUAGUGAAGCAAAUGCGAAAAGACUUGGCUGAGCUAAUACAAAGUGGCCAUGAAGAAACUGCUAUUAACCGGGUUGAGCAGCUCAUAGAAGAUGAAAGCCUGGCUGCUGCAUAUGAAUUGUUAGAUCACUUCUGUGAAUUUAUCCUUACGCAACUAUCCUAUAUCCGAAGGCACAAGGACUGUCCAAAUGAUAUAAAGGAAGCAAUUUCUAGCCUUAUAUUUGCUUCAGCAAGAUGUGGGGAUCUUCCUGAACUCUCUGUCAUUAGGAAGCUAUUUGGACAGCGUUAUGGUGAGAGGUUUGUAACUACAGCAGUGGAGCUAUGUCCAGGGAAUCUUGUAAACAAACAGUUAAAAGAGAACCUGUCAGUGAAAUAUGUGCCGGAUGAUCUGAAGUACAGAGUGGUGGAUGAAAUAGCUAGGGAUAGCUGCCUCCAACAACAGGUUUUAGCCAUACAAUACUACCCCGAUUGGAAGCAAGUGCAGGUGAAAGAAGACAAAGGGUAUCAACUAGUGGAAAGUGAUGCCCAAAUAAGUUACACAAAUGAAGGGUCUAAAGUCCACCCUUCAGAAGCUGAAGAGAUAAAAAGAGAUAUGACAUGUGUUGAUUCAUCUAUUCCCAAACCAAGUGACUCUUGUUCUCUACCUGAAUCUAGCUUAGCUAAUACUUCUGCCAUAGUGUCUUCUGUUCAACAAUAUCCCCCAUAUAUCCUGAGUUGUCCUUUGCAAAAGAAAGUAGUAGAGGUAGACUUUCCUGAGCUACUUUCUUCUAUAAAUACUAGUCUGCAAAUCAAGGGGAAAAGAAUGGCUUUAGCAAAAGAUUAUGUUGAUGACAUUGAGGAAUGUCAGUUUUCUGUACCAAAAGAUGGUUCCUGCCAGGACCAAAUGCUAUUUAAGUUCAGAUCCUUUGGUCUGUCCAUGAGACAAAAUUUUCAAUUUGAUUAUGAUGAAAGUGAUACAGAACAAGAUGAAUCACAAAGUGAGAAAUCAAGCAUAAGGACCCCAAGAAGGAGCAAAACGUCAACUGAGAGAAGAUCAAGAAGGAGAUCAGCCUCCCUGGAAAACCUAUGCAUUAUGGAUAUUGGAUACAUGACAUAUUAUCACAAGCCAUGCAGAAGUCGCUCUUCUCAUAAACAUGGUACUCAUUACAGCAGAAAACACCAGAAGCCUUCACUAGAAGGAAUAGCUCAACCAAGUUAUGCCCAGAAGAGACUGAUGCUACAUAGUUUCUUAGAAAAGGAAAAUAUUUUACAGUCAAUUCAAAGGGAAGAUUCCUCAAUGAGAAAAAUUUUCAAGUUUAAAAUGAGCAGCUGCAGUUUGGACCAGCCUUGUUAUCUUUGCCUUUAUGAUGAUAAAGACUGUUUGGAAGCUCCAUCAAUGAAGCCAAAGAGAGGAAUGAGAGCUACACAAGUUCAACAAGGAGUUCAUCAAUGUUGUCAUUGCCAACCCUUUUGGAGUGAUGAGUUGAAACAGGGAAAAGAAUUGGUUACUAUCCCCCAGAGAUCAAAUAGGAAGAGUUAUAGCGGUGUAGCUGAUAAUCAUGUGUUCAACAACCAAGAUUGCCAGGGUGGUAAUGGAAACAAUGAAAUAAAAGAAGAGAUCUCUUCUUCCCCCAAUGUUUCCAAUCCAAGGACUACUGAUUCCUUAACAAGAAUAGAAACAGAAGCUCCCUACUCAAGGGCCAUGACAAUGCCCCAAGAGCGACAUGGAAACAGCAAAGAUAAGAUGUUAAGGACAUAUUCAUGUCCUUCUCAACAUCCUAAUCAUGUUCAUCCUAAGCUGCCAGACUAUGAUGACAUAGCUGCCAAGUUCACUGCUCUCAAGAGAGAGCACCUAGAGAAUAAAGACUGCAAUAGAGACCAACAACGAAAGUAGAGGAGGCAUAUGUACAGCAUUUGUAUGGUACUGCCACAUUUGAAUUACCCGUUAAAAUAACUUUGUAUGAGAUUGAUUUUAGAUAUCAUUAAAUAUUCUUUAACAUUCAUCCAGGUAAUACUACAAUGAUUAUUAUUAUUU
Messenger RNA from Gastrolobium bilobum, 2335 nucleotides. RefSeq lists its product as uncharacterized. Gene Ontology annotation, biological process: protein transport. Lineage: Eukaryota; Viridiplantae; Streptophyta; Magnoliopsida; Fabales; Fabaceae. The transcript is spliced from 7 exons. The coding region runs from base 221 to 2194 and encodes 657 amino acids. The record is from RefSeq and is a predicted model, not a curated record.